ACUCACUUUGCCGUUGCAGGACUGACAGACAGUUGAAUCCGCGUAGGCAAUCCGCAACACGUGCUCGCAGACUCUCCGCCGCGACCUGUUGCGUCUAGGUCAGAGUGCCAGUGCAGUGAACUCUCUUUUCGUCCACGGAGUUUAGGAGUUAGACACGGGAUUAUUUUAUAUUAAGCGGACCCUUUCGCAUGGACCAGCCCGCCCCGUGAUGUCAGACUCGCAGGAAUACGACUCCAAGAAGGACGUGAACGCGUCCAGCACCUCCUCCUCCCCAAGGACUCCCCCGAACUGCGCCAGGUGCCGCAACCACCGCAAAAAAAUCGCCCUCAAGGGCCACAAGCGGUACUGCAUGUAUCGGUCGUGCAAGUGCGAGAAGUGCCGACUGACCUCCGAGCGGCAGCGAGUCAUGGCGCAGCAGACCGCCCUCAGGCGCGCGCAGGCGCAGGACGAGGCGCUGAUCAAGACGGGCGGCAGCUUCGACGAGCUGCCGCUGGUGCCGGUGGAGCAGAGGGCGCAGUUCGCGGGGCUGGAGUGCGAUUCAUCGGAGUCGUCGAUCUGCUCGCCGCCGCCCACCAAGAAGAUGAAGAUGAUGUCGGGCAGCACUGUUCCAUCGCCUGCUGCUCCCAGCAUCGUCGGUAUUGGGGAUUCGCAUCCUGCUUAUCCGAAAGUCUGGGAUGAAGGGAUUCACCACCGAGGAGAUCGCUGUGAUACGAUACAAGGUAGGGACCUUCUAGAAGACUGCCAGAAGUUGUUGGAGAGGUUCAAAUACCCAUGGGAGAUGAUGCCACUCAUGUAUGCUAUCUUGAAAGAUGCCACCAAUGUAGAAGAAGCCAUAAGAAGAAUAGACGAAGGUCAAGCGGCCGAAAUACUUCUCAAUCUGUGUCAUCGAAUCAAAGAAAAGUUUCAGUUGCCCUGGAGGAUGAUUUCGUUAGUGGAUGUGAUCCUUAGGUAUGCCAAAGAGAGUCAGGACGUCGCUUGGAGUAGAAUAGAAGAAGCAUUCUUGGAAUUCAGAGCCCUUGCGGCUGUGGAGGCGGCCCGUUACACCUACCGCCACAUCCCCCUCUACUACUCCUCGGCCGCCGCCAUCUACCCGCCGGUCUACCACCUGCCCACCAUAUCCGUCUACCCGCCGCCCUCAUCCCUGCUGGCCGCCCAGCCCACCCGCCCCUCGCCAGCGGCGGCUCUGUCGCCGCCUCCUGCCAAUGGGCAGCUCAGGCCGGGCAGUCAAGCGUGACAAGGAAAUUCAGAGCCGAAGUACUAGUACAGAAGUUGUGAUUGAAGAACUGUUCAUCCCUAGACUUUAAUGAAUGUUCCAAUUUUAGUCCGUCUUCAUAACUUGUAUAUUCGUCCCAGUUGAAACAAUAACUAACCACAAAGUAUAGCCAUAAGUAUUUUUCUGUAUUUUAUACAUUAUGGCAAAUUAGGCCAAUCAGCAGAGUCACAUGGAACUGUAGCUGAACUUUUGACAGUUUUGAUGAAAAUGUAUAACUGUUCAGAUCUGACUAGGAAUCUAUUAGCUCCAGGGGCUCAUUUAGGUAUAGUAGAAUCCUUCCACACACAUGAAUACACCUGAAUCACCUCAGAUGAUCGAGAAUAGUUUUUCUGUGACAAUCAUCCUGAAAGUAUGCAGUAACUGGAACAAAUUGAAUUACUACCAUAUUCAGGGAUUCUGAGAGGAUGAUUCAAGUCAUGUUAGGAGUUGCUACAUUCUGGCACAUGUUUAAAUUUGAAGGAAAUUCAUUUUCAGAAACAAGUAUUGAGUACACAAAUAGUAUUACGAUUCUAUAAUAGAACAUCUGGAAAUUAUUCAACCUGGACACAUGUUCGGACCUGAUAUUGUCCAGAACUGAAAUUGUUCUACAAUGGUUCUUAUUCGUCAUCCACAGAUUUAUUUUAGACUUUAUACAAUUGAUUUAGCUUCGAGCUAUGUAAAUAGCUCUAGGAAAUGCUGAGCAAUACACUGUCUAUCGAAUUUUCUUUUGUUUGGUCUUCUCUGAGGAAGCUAUGUUCAGUCUUUUCUGAGGAAGUGAUGGUAAUCUUGUCAGCAAAACGAGAAUAUUUGAGGAUCAUUGUGAUGAAUGAAUACCACAAAGCAAUUUCGGACCUAAAAGAAGUAAUAUUGCCUGUCUUCCCUCUCACCUUCUAACUGAGCAUUGAAAGAUGGUGAAGAAAGAAGAACAAUAAUGUUUUUCUGAAAUCGAUUUUCUUCAAUGAUACAAUAGGUGUGUUCUACAUUGAGACUGAUGCAGAACAUCUAAGAAACAUAGAGACGCGUAUUUAGGAACCAUGUGUUGCUAUAAUUCCAAUAACUUGAGGAAAAAUAUCAUAACUUCCAGUUGAGGUGUCGUUAUUCUAUUUAUUUUGUGUCCCCAAAUGAUGAUUCUCCAAACAGAAGGAGGAAAACUUGAAACCAUUUACCUACUGAACCACCAUAUUGAGGAUAUAUUAUAUUCCUGUGUAUGGAGGAAUUGUGCUUACCUAUAUGAACUAAUGAAAAUAGAUAGAAUUUUAUCCUGGAAAGAUAAAUGUUGAUUGCCUGUGACGAAAAAUAUAUAUAAAUUUCUACUAUUGUUGAAUAUACAUAAAACAUAAUUCUUUGGAACUAAUAGUACUUUUUUGAGGGUAUUCUGUACAUUAGAUAUAUUGAUGUCAUUUUCUGUAACACAUAUUACAUGUAUGCAUAAGAUUUCCAUUGUACAAAUCGUGUAGGUGUAAGUCCAAUCAAUUUUUGGAGGUGAUUGUGCAUAACAUGUGUUAUUUUUAUGUUAAUUAGGGAAGUGGUCUUGAUUUGGGGCCUUGUGAUACAUUACAUUUAAAUAAUAGCGAUAAUCAUAGUUAUUUGAGGAGCAACUGAUGAACUCAUGAUUCCUAAUAGUUAACGGUUCAAAUUUGUAGAAAGUAUAUAUGCCGAAAAUAUUAUGAACAAACUUGCCACAUUGUCAUAUUCUUGCCCAGAUAUCAAUGAAUAUUGUAUCAGGGUCAAUAUGAAUGUUGAAAUCAAACUCACGGUUCUAAUAUGAAUGAACAAAUGAAAUUUGUAGUUAUACUUGUAAUAGUCAUGCAACUAUUUUUAAUGAUUAUAAAAAUAAUGUAAGUAUAGGACGAUGAUGAUGAACCUGAAUUCUUGAAUUUAAAUACUAGCUUUAAGGGUUGUAUGUUCAAGUGUAGUGUUGAAUAAACUUAAGUUAACUAGAUGGUAAUUCUUUUUAUUUUCAUUUCAACAAUUAUAGAAAUAUACGGA
Molecule: messenger RNA, 3241 nt
Organism: Phaedon cochleariae (mustard beetle)
Lineage: Eukaryota; Metazoa; Arthropoda; Insecta; Coleoptera; Chrysomelidae
Source: the annotation of a GenBank genome assembly